AUGUCAGCGGGAAGAAAAGACAAACGACCAUUCAACUCCAGCCCAAGAGGAGGACCAAGCAAAUUCCAGAGAAAACCACCCAUGAACAAGCCAAAGGAGGUUGUUCUGCAGCCACACCCACGGUUCAAGGGCGUGUUCCUGUCAAGAGGAAAGGAAGAGACGCUAGCCACAAAGAACUUAACCCCUGGGCUAUCAGUCUACGGCGAAAAGAGAAUUCUGGCAGGCCCAGACGAUGCAAAGGUAGAGUACAGAGCAUGGAACCCCUUCAGAAGCAAGCUUGCUGCAGGUAUCCUUGGUGGACUGGAGAACAUCCACAUUGUCCCAGGAGCAAAGGUUCUUUAUCUUGGAGCCGCCUCUGGUACAAGUGUGUCUCACGUGUCUGAUCUGGUUGGGCCAGAAGGUGUAGUCUACGCCGUGGAGUUCAGUCACCGGUCAGGCAGAGACCUUCUAAGCCUGGCUAAGAAGAGACCAAACAUUGUUCCUAUCAUUGAGGACGCCAGACUGCCCCAGCGAUACAGAAUGCUUGUGCCAAUUGUUGAUGUGAUAUUUGCUGAUGUUGCACAGCCAGACCAGGCAAGAAUCGUUGGUCUGAACGCCAAGUACUUUUUGAAGGAGAAGGGUGGAGUGGUGAUCUCCAUCAAGGCUAACUGCAUUGACUCAGUGAAGGCUCCUGCAGAAGUAUUUGCCAACGAAGUAAACAUUCUUAGAAAACUUGAAAUCAAGCCAAAGGAGCAGGCCACGUUAGAGCCAUACGAGAGAGACCAUGCCAUUGUUGUUGGAAUAUACAGAGACUCAAAGUAA
This is a messenger RNA of Nematocida ausubeli, 801 nucleotides long. RefSeq names its product rRNA 2'-O-methyltransferase fibrillarin. Gene Ontology annotation, cellular component: box C/D methylation guide snoRNP complex; small-subunit processome; nucleolus. The transcript has a single exon. The record is from RefSeq and is a predicted model, not a curated record. Gene Ontology annotation, biological process: rRNA methylation; box C/D sno(s)RNA 3'-end processing. Gene Ontology annotation, molecular function: rRNA methyltransferase activity; RNA binding; histone H2AQ104 methyltransferase activity. Lineage: Eukaryota; Fungi; Microsporidia. Bases 1 to 801 code for a protein of 266 amino acids.